Paramecium sonneborni is the source of this 525-nucleotide messenger RNA. The record is from the annotation of a GenBank genome assembly. NCBI's taxonomy places the organism in Eukaryota, Ciliophora, Oligohymenophorea, Peniculida, Parameciidae.
AUGGAAUAUUCCUUAUUAUUUGAUUGUCUCAAAUAGGCAUCAGAAUUGAUUAGGCAAUUUAUUAUUGAUAGCAUUUAAAGUUUUCAAUAAAAACUAAAAUUAAAAUACUAAAUGGGUUCGACAUGUAUCAAAAUUUAAAUUACAACUGAUGAUUUAAUCUUAAGUUAAGAAAGUGCUCAAGAAAUUCACAUGAAUAUCUAAUAAUCAAAAGAACAAAAAAAAACUGAAGAUUUAUCUAUAUUUUCAGAUGAUGAAAUUUAAUUCACAAGUCAUUCAUUUGAAGAAAUCAAAGUUGAUUAAAUAUAAUCAAAUAACUCUAAGAUCAAAUAAAUAGAUUAGAGUUUAAAAAUUAAAAGCAUACUUAAAACAUCUAGUCACUCUCAAAUUGUACAAUCUCCCAACAUUAGAAAAUCAGUCAGUUUUUGUUUCAUCAAUCCAGACCAAUAUAAACAAAUGAUAAAUUGCAAAUCAAACAUCAGUCAAGCUCAACAAGAAUUCUUAAAUACUCUCUAUGCAUCUUAAUGA